AUGGCAUCCACCAAAACUACUUCUGCAGCCACCUCUACAACCAACACCAUGGCACAACCAAGCAAACCAGCGGUUCGUAGAUUUGUAGGUGUUCGACAAAGACCUUCAGGAAGAUGGGUUGCAGAAAUUAAGGACUCAUCACAACGGGUAAGACUAUGGCUAGGAACGUAUGAUACCCCUGAAGAAGCAGCUCGGGCUUAUGACGAAGCUGCCAGAGCUCUACGAGGGGAGAAUGCCAGAACCAACUUUGCGCCAGUUAAUCCCAAUUCAUACCAAUCGGGUUCCUCCCCUUCUAAGGGUGGGUUCGUGUCAGAAUCUGAGGAGCGGAAUGGGCUCAGCUUCUCUUCCUUGAAAGCCAAACUUAGCAAGAACUUGCAAAGUAUCAUGGCUAGGACAUCAGAUAAUAAAUCAUCUAAAAGCAGAGUAAGUGAUCACUUCACUUUCGCUAGCAUAUUCCACUCAAGGAGUUACCAUUACCAAAGCCCUGUUGACAUGAAGAGUAUGGAGAAGGUGGUGCAACCAAGCAUCAUUGUCCCACAUGUUGCAGAUGAGCCCUCGUGGGAAAGCUCAAGUGUGUCAGAUUGUAGUACGGAAUGGGUUGGAUUCCGGCAACAUGGAUUGGAUUCUGAUGGAUCAGAUAUUGGAGAGAUUUCUGCUAGCGAACAAGGGUUUGUUGAUCAAAUGAUGGGGUGGAUAGAUAGUCCAGAGUUGAGCAUCAGCACGAGUGAAGUCUCAAGGAGUAAAAGGUUCAAGGUCUCUUCUUCUGUGGUGGUUCCCCCAACCUUUAGUGGCUCUCCAUAUAAUGGUGAGAACUAA
Molecule: messenger RNA, 816 nt
Organism: Vitis vinifera (wine grape)
Lineage: Eukaryota; Viridiplantae; Streptophyta; Magnoliopsida; Vitales; Vitaceae
Product: ethylene-responsive transcription factor RAP2-13
Exons: 1
Coding region: 1-816 (271 amino acids)
Biological process (GO): regulation of DNA-templated transcription
Molecular function (GO): DNA-binding transcription factor activity; DNA binding
Source: RefSeq, a predicted model, not a curated record